Molecule: messenger RNA, 1266 nt
Organism: Orbilia oligospora ATCC 24927
Lineage: Eukaryota; Fungi; Ascomycota; Orbiliomycetes; Orbiliales; Orbiliaceae
Exons: 2
Coding region: 1-1266 (421 amino acids)
Source: RefSeq, a predicted model, not a curated record
AUGGCAGAUCAGAUUCCGUCAUCGCACUCACCCUCAACUCCUCACCCGCCCCCGUCGCCCGCUACGGCUUCUGGGAAUCGACCGCGAAGUAACUCUCUAGCACAAUCAAUAAGGCGCGCAUCGAUAUCAUUGUUGGAUGCACAAGUUCCCUCAGGUUUCUUCCAAGUCGCAGGGGAGAUCUCGGCCCAGUCAAGAACUAUGACCGAUAUGGAGAAAGAUGACAAAGCUCACGCUAAAAGAAUCGAGAUGAUACGUCGCACCACAAUCACAGAAGAGGAUCCGAAUGCACCGGAACGGCCGGAACGGGCUGUCCAGGAGAAUAGUCACUUUCUCGACAAGGAAACGGGGUCUAGCUCUUCGGAACCGGACGAAAGAAGAAUUCUGACACCCGAAGAGAUCGCGGCUGGUGUCUUAUACCCCGGCGAGGAGGAGGUUAAACUAACGAAAUGGCAAGCGACCAAAAAGUUCCUGGCUGCCUUUUGGAAAUGGUUCCUGACACCAAUGGGUUUCCUUAUCACCCUAUACUUCUUACUGGUUGUCGCAUGGGGUGGUAUGAUCUUCUUGCUCCUUUGCAAUGCUGCCCCGGCUAUGAGAGGUCCCUAUGGCGCCAACGACAAACGAUCCGCCCGUAGUAUCUGGAUAGAAAUUGAUGCCCAGAUUCUCAACGCCCUCUUCUGCGUUACAGGCUUCGGUCUAAUCCCAUGGCGUUUCCGCGACUUCUAUUAUCUAAUGCGAUACCGCAUGAAACACGAUCCAGUAGCCCUGAACCAUCUCGCCAACAUCCACCGCGGGUGGUUCCGGAUGGACGAUAAGGGACCAAGGACAUACCCAAUCCGACACCAGGGCAGCGAUGAGGAGGAUCUUUCACAAUCGCAAACUACACAACUCACGCAAGCUACCCAUAGGACCAUGUCCCGAACAAGGACAGGACAGUACGCCAGUCCGACCGCACUCUGGAAGCUCGAUCUCGUUAUUUGGUUCUACGUUUGGAAUACAAUCUUCCAAGUUAUCCUUGCCGGCGGUAUGUGGGGUAUGAACCGAUAUGUGAGGCCUGCCUGGUUCACAGCAUUAUUUAUCGUUUUGGGAUUCGGUGUCGCUAUCGCCGCUGGCGUCGUUAUUGGCAUUGAGGGGAAGAGAAUUAAGAAAACCGAGGGUUCUCCGUUGAAACGAUUGCCCCUAUCUAGAAUCAGCGACGAGGAUAAGGCGGAAAUUAUCCCCAAAAAGGAGGGAAGGAAAUGGUGGAAGUUUAUCGAUCGGGACAACUAA